This is a messenger RNA of Drosophila subobscura, 1721 nucleotides long. RefSeq names its product dynein regulatory complex subunit 4. Gene Ontology annotation, molecular function: microtubule binding; small GTPase binding. The record is from RefSeq and is a predicted model, not a curated record. Gene Ontology annotation, biological process: cell motility. The coding region runs from base 245 to 1684 and encodes 479 amino acids. NCBI's taxonomy places the organism in Eukaryota, Metazoa, Arthropoda, Insecta, Diptera, Drosophilidae. Gene Ontology annotation, cellular component: microtubule; Golgi apparatus; motile cilium. The transcript has 5 exons.
UACAAGUAAUUCAUAAUUAACUAGCUCUCAACUAUUGCACAUGGUUCUUUCUGGUUGCCUGGCAGCAUACCACACGGACACCAAGCCACACACACCUUCCUGGGCAACCGCUUUAUCGAUACGUUUCCUUUAUUUUGGGUAGCAUUGGCAAACAGUUUCGGCGGACAGCGAAACAAAACAGAGCAGGCCCAGUCGGCACAGCUGAAGACACGGCUCAAGCAGGACAAACAGAAGAAACAGCAAAAUGCCACCAAAGGGGAAAAAGGGGAAGAAGGGCAAGAAGAUGCCGGUGCUCAUCGAUGGCGUGGACACUUCGGCGAUGACGCGCGACCAGCUGGAGGCAUUCGCCGUGCGCCUCAAAGCGGAGAUGGAUCGCGAGCGGGAGGAGCGAAACUACUUCCAGCUGGAGAGGGACAAGAUUCGCACCUUCUGGGAGAUAACACGCCAGCAGCUGGAUGAGACGCGCUAUGAGCUGCAGCAAAAGGACAAGGAUAUCGAGGCCACGCAGGACCUGUCGGACAUCGACAAGAAGCAUGUGAUGCAGCAGAUGAAGCAUUUGCAGUUCGAGAAUCACAACAAGCUGGGCGAGGUGCGGGCGGAGGCGAUGACGCAGCUGAAGCUGGCCCAGGAGCACCACGUCCUGCAGGAGACCGAGCUGCAGAAGGAUAAGCGCCAGCUGCGUCGCAUCCUGCGCGAACGCAUGGAGGUUGGCGAGAUGCAGCUGCGCCAGAUGGAGACUCACUUCAACGAGAAGCUGCUGGACCAGCGACUAACCUUCGAGCGGGAGCGCAAGGACAACGAGAUGCUGCACGAGGAGAAGAUGAUGGAGCAAAAGUCCAAGCUGGAUCUGUUCUACAGCACCCAGAUGUUCGAGGUGGAGGAGCGCAAGAAUCAGCAGAUCAGGAACCUGCAGGACCAUCACGACGGCGCCUUCAACGACAUGAAGAACUACUACAACGACAUCACACUCAACAAUCUGGCCCUCAUUGGCAGCAUGAAGGAGCAGCUGGAGCAGCUGCGCAAACAGACCGAACGCAGCGACCGCAUCGCCGCGGACACGGCGCUGGAGAACAAGCGCCUCCGAGAGCCACUCGAGCAGGCCAACAUCCAGUUGACCGAGUACCGCCGCAAGCUGGAGUUCUACGAUCGGGACAAGCAGCAGCUGAGUCGCCUCAAGAGCCGCAACACGAAGCUGGAGAAGAAGGUGAAGGGCCUGACCUGGGAGGCGGAGACCCUGAUCCUGCGCAACGAUGCGCUCGUCGCCGAGCGGGAGACACUCAAGGAGCGCUUCAACGACGUCAUUGUGGAGCUCCAGCAGAAGACGGGCCUGAAGAAUGUCCUCCUGGAGCGCAAGAUUGCGGCCCUGUUGCGCGAAGACGAGAAGCGCAGCAUCAUCCUGCACGAGACCAUUGCCACGUGUGCGCCCAACUUAGCCGACAAACUAACCAGCCUGGACGAGCGGGUGGGCAAUAUCGUGGACGAGAAGAACAAAACGAUUAUUGAUCUGCGCUACGAGGUGGCCAAGGCCCGCAAGGCCCACGACGAUCUCCUCGAGACAUACGAGUGUAAACUCAAGCAGUUCGGUGUGCCAUCCGACAACCUGGGCUUCACACCACUCCGGGAUCGAGACGAUAAACAGCUCUACAUAUGCGGCCCAGCGGGCAUCGUUACGAAAAACAAAUAGAUGGAGCAGCAGACACGACCCAAGUCCCAAUUAAAUU